Rubroshorea leprosula is the source of this 3225-nucleotide messenger RNA. NCBI's taxonomy places the organism in Eukaryota, Viridiplantae, Streptophyta, Magnoliopsida, Malvales, Dipterocarpaceae. The record is from the annotation of a GenBank genome assembly.
CAGAGGGUGACCCAGAAUUCUUUGCUGGUACUGUAGUAUUGGGUUUUUGAGGGGAAAAAGAAAGGAGGUUUCAGGAUGAUGGAAUCUGGGGCUCCAACUUGCCACACCUGUGGUGAACAGGUGGGGUUGAAUGCCAAUGGGGAACCCUUCGUGGCUUGCCAUGAGUGUAAUUUCCCCAUUUGCAAGCCUUGUUUUGAGUACGAGCUUAAGGAGGGCAAGAAAAAUUGUUUGCGCUGUGGGGUUCCUUAUGAUGAGAACUUGCUGGAUGAAGUAGAGACAAAGGCACCUGGCAACAGAUCUACAAUGGCUGGUCAUCUUAAUAAUUCUCAGGAUCUGGGAAUUCAUGCAAGACAUGUCAGCAGCGUGUCUACAGUGGAUAGUGAAUUAAAUGAUGACUCAGGCAAUCCAAUUUGGAAGAAUAGGGUGGAAAGUUGGAAAGAGAAGAAGAACAAGAAGAAAUCCACCACUAAAACAAAGGCUGAGAAAGAGGCUGAAGUUCCACCUGAGCAGCAGAUGGAAGAGAAACCGACGCCAGAUGCUGAAGAGCCCCUUUCAACUGUGGUUCCAGUUCCAAAGAGCAGGAUCAGGCCGUACAGAAUCGUGAUCGUUAUGCGACUGAUUAUUCUGGCAUUUUUCUUCCAUUAUCGAGUUACAAAUCCUGUUGACAGUGCUUUUGGUUUGUGGCUCACCUCUGUCAUAUGUGAGAUAUGGUUUGCUUUCUCAUGGGUGCUGGAUCAGUUUCCCAAAUGGUCUCCUGUUAGUAGGGAAACAUAUAUUGACAGGCUAGCUGCAAGGUAUGAAAGAGAAGGUGAACCUUCUGAGCUAGCUGGUGUGGACUUUUUUGUGAGUACAGUUGAUCCACUGAAAGAACCCCCCUUGAUCACUGCCAAUACUGUGCUUUCAAUCCUUGCCUUGGACUAUCCUGUGGAUAAGGUCUCCUGCUAUGUAUCCGAUGAUGGUGCUGCCAUGCUUACAUUCGAAAGUCUAGUUGAAACAGCUGAUUUUGCAAGGAAAUGGGUGCCGUUCUGCAAGAAGUUUUCCAUUGAACCAAGGGCACCUGAGUUUUACUUCUCACAGAAGAUUGAUUACUUGAAGGAUAAAAUUCAGCCCUCUUUUGUGAAAGAACGUAGAGCAAUGAAGAGAGAUUAUGAAGAGUUUAAAGUUAGAAUUAAUGCUUUGGUAGCAAGGGCUCAGAAAACACCCGAAGAAGGAUGGACCAUGCAAGAUGGAACACCUUGGCCAGGGAAUAACACGCGUGACCAUCCUGGCAUGAUUCAGGUUUUCCUUGGACGUAGUGGUGCUUGUGAUGCAGAGGGUAAUGAGCUCCCACGACUGGUUUAUGUUUCCAGAGAGAAGAGACCUGGUUACCCACACCACAAAAAGGCUGGUGCUGAAAAUGCUUUGGUGAGGGUUUCUGCAGUUCUCACAAAUGCUCCUUACAUUCUCAAUCUUGACUGUGACCACUAUGUUAACAAUAGCAAGGCAGUCCGAGAGGCAAUGUGCUUCAUGAUGGAUCCACAAGUUGGUAGAGAUGUAUGCUAUGUGCAGUUUCCUCAGAGGUUUGAUGGCAUAGAUCGGAGUGAUCGAUAUGCAAACCGUAACAUUGUUUUCUUCGAUGUUAACAUGAAGGGCCUGGAUGGCAUUCAAGGACCAGUUUAUGUAGGAACAGGUUGUGUUUUCAACAGGCAAGCACUUUAUGGCUAUGGACCUCCUUCCAUGCCUAAGUUAACCAAAUCUUCCUCAUCCUGCUCGUGGUGUGGUUGCUGCUCAUGCUGUUGCCCCACCAAGAAGCCCUCUAAAGAUCCGGAAGAGCUUUACCGUGAUGCCAAACGAGAAGAGCUCGAUGCUGCUAUCUUCAACCUCAAGGAGAUUGAAAAUUAUGAUGAUUAUGAAAGGUCAAUGCUGAUUUCCCAGAUGAGCUUUGAGAAAACUUUUGGCAUAUCAUCUGUCUUCAUUGAGUCCACAUUAAUGGAGAAUGGAGGAGUGCCUGAAUCUGUCAAUCCUUCAACUCUAAUCAAGGAAGCAAUCCAUGUCAUUGGCUGUAGUUAUGAAGAGAAGACUGAAUGGGGAAAAGAGAUUGGUUGGAUUUAUGGCUCAGUCACUGAAGAUAUCUUAACUGGAUUCAAAAUGCACUGCCGAGGAUGGAGGUCCCUCUACUGCAUGCCCUUAAGGCCUGCAUUCAAAGGAUCCGCACCCAUCAAUCUGUCUGAUAGGUUGCACCAGGUUCUUCGGUGGGCUCUUGGGUCUGUGGAGAUUUUCCUUAGCAGACACUGCCCUCUCUGGUAUGGAUUUGGAGGUGGCCGCCUUAAAUGGCUCCAAAGACUGGCAUACGUAAAUACAAUUGUCUACCCAUUUACAUCCCUUCCUCUGGUUGCUUACUGCGCCCUGCCAGCAAUUUGCCUUCUGACAGGAAAAUUUAUCAUUCCAACUCUCUCAAACCUGGCAAGUGUUCUCUUUCUUGGCCUCUUUCUCUCCAUCAUUUUAACUAGUGUGCUUGAGCUCCGGUGGAGUGGUGUCAGCAUCGAAGACUUGUGGCGUAACGAGCAAUUUUGGGUCAUUGGAGGUGUCUCGGCCCAUCUCUUUGCCGUCUUCCAAGGAUUCCUUAAGAUGUUAGCAGGCAUUGAUACCAACUUCACUGUCACUGCGAAAGCAACUGAUGAUACUGAGUUUGGAGAGCUCUACAUCAUUAAAUGGACAACACUCUUGAUCCCCCCAACAACACUUCUCAUUGUCAACUUGGUUGGUGUUGUUGCUGGAUUCUCUGAUGCACUAAACAAAGGAUAUGAAGCCUGGGGGCCACUCUUCGGCAAGGUUUUCUUUGCCUUCUGGGUGAUCCUCCAUCUCUAUCCAUUCCUCAAAGGUCUCAUGGGUCGCCAAAAUAGAACCCCAACCAUUGUCGUUCUCUGGUCAGUGCUGUUGGCCUCUGUCUUCUCUCUUGUCUGGGUCAGGGUUAACCCAUUCGUCAACAAAACCGACGGUACAAACGUUGUCCAGAGCUGCAUCUCCAUAGAUUGCUGAGUUCGCCAUGGAAAAAAAAAGCUCACCAUACUUUUGAAUCAAAAAUCAUGAUUACCAGAACAUACAAUGUGGUUUUAGAAAUUCAGUGUGGAAGAUUUAUGCAUUUCUUAAGCACUAUGAAUGCAAAAAGAUUGUAUUUUUGUCCUCUAUAAUGUUGAAAACGUGUAAAAGAAAUACAGAAAGGAUUGGUUGUUGAAUUUUCCUAUG